Molecule: messenger RNA, 3123 nt
Organism: Linepithema humile (Argentine ant)
Lineage: Eukaryota; Metazoa; Arthropoda; Insecta; Hymenoptera; Formicidae
Source: RefSeq, a predicted model, not a curated record
AUGGACGAAAAAGUACGCGAAGCGAACGGGAAGAGAAUACCGGAAGACAAGAAGGUUCAAGAAGAUGAAAUCGAGAGGCAAUACAAAUAUGAGGAUGAUGUUUUUAGAGUAGAACAAUCUUACGGCUCGAAAGACAAAGAAUCUUAUGAUGAAGAAACAGGAGAACUUGAAGAAAAAUCAGCCAUACAAGAUUGGGAGGAAGAGGCAAAAAGGAAAGUUCGCAUAGAAAUGGAUGAUCCGUCGGAAAGACGGAAAAGUAUCUAUGAUCUCGCGUCUUACGACUCUUCUGGGCCGUCAGUGAACGACAUUUUGAAACUUAACACGACGCAGAUAACCACGGAACCGCCAAGGAAAAUUCGAUAUUCUGUGUCAAUGGGAAUGUCGGGAUUAGUGAGAAUUGAUUUAUCCCCCCUGACGCAAAAAAUCAUCGGCUGCGUCAUCGACGAAAACGUCACGACAGAAUUUCCGUGGAUAUACGUCAAAAAGGAUAUCAUCGAGGAUAAUAUAGAUCUACACGCUGAGAGCAGCGAUUUUCUACCGGUGAAGGACGAAAUUUACGAAUUUCCCAACACGAAUAUUCUCAUCGGUUACGCACCAUCCCUAUCCGAGAAGGGUCAAUUCUACAUUGUUGUCAACGAGGAAAGCAGAGAUGCUAUUGUGAAACGUAUAGAAACGGAAAGAGAAGAUCACGCGAACCGUGUGAAAAAUGCGAUCUAUAAACCUCUUGGUCAAUGGCAUGACUUGGGAAGCAGUGCCGAAAUCGACAUCGAAGUCGUUCAGAAUACAAGGCCACUGUUUGAAAUUGAGGCGAUAUCUACCGCGGAUUUGCUGAACGCGCCGAUAAAUCUAACAGAUAGGAAGGCGGACGAUCAGAGAGACGGAUACAUGGAGCUGCUGCCGUACCAACAAAUAUUUGAGAAUAUACGACGUAAAUUGGUAAGCAGAUCUACACAAGUGACGCCGAGUGUUCGACACAACGAGGCGCAAACGGCGCCAUCGAUACCCGCCAAUUCCUGGUUCCAAUAUCUAUACGAAUACAAGACAGUCGAUUUGUCUACUUACACUGAGGAAAAGAUAGAUAACUUGAAGGAUUUCCUAGACCGUUACACUGGCGAGAUGUGCGAUCAACUUUUAAUGAACUCUACGUGGGAUAUAUACACGAAUGAUUUUGCAAAUUUGGUACGCAACGAAAAAGAUACACAGGCACCAGUGUCAUUAAGUUACAAAGAACAUCAAAAUUACUACGACGGAAAAGUGAUUGUAGACAAAGUUAUCAAUGAUCUCUGCUGGCAUCCGUUCUGGUCUGGAGUAGCAGUAACUACUUAUACACAACAUGCUAAGGCCGAGCAUCUGAUAGGUCCCAAAACUUACGACGAGGUAUUCUUAGCUUGUGAAAGAAGCAACCGAGUACUAAUAUGGUCCUUCACUGACUGUUUAUCACCUAAAUUGAUUCUCGAAUGUCCGCGAGAAGUUACAUCUAUUUCUGUUUGCCCUCUCGAUGGCAGUAUCAUUAUAGGUGGAUGUAUAAAUGGCCAGAUCGCCAUCUGGCACAUUCCCGGCAAAAUCGAGCAGUUGGAAGUGGUGGUAGCGCAAACAGCUGCCCAAGCGAAGUACAGCAUCGCGAUGAGGAGCUUGAUGACAUGGAUGCACGAGACGACGGAGACGUCGUUGAUCAGUCCGGCAGCGAUGUCCUCGCUGAAGUACAGCCAGAAGGCGGGCAUCACCCAGAUAAUCUGGGUGCCCUCGCAUCAUAAGGUCGACAAAAACGGUCAGAUCACAUCCUUACCAGAAGACGCGCCCUUGGACGAUCUAACUUGGCAAUUCGUAACCGGCAGUCAAGAUGGCACUAUUGCUUUCUGGGAUCUCAAAUCGCGACCUUCGAAGAAGGAUAUUCGAGAAGUCAGCAAGCGAAAGAAAAGAAAACACUUGGAUACCGUGCAACCCGAGUCAUCCUUUAAGAUCCUCGAUCGCGUAUUAAAGCCUGAUUAUAUCCUCGUGGUUCAAUAUCCGGACGUGAGCCGGCAGGUCGUGAUAACGACGCUCAGCAUGUACACCCCCAAAUUUCGUAAGGAACAAGUCGAAUCAUUCCCGGUAAGGGACGACAUCACAAUUAGAAAGUACUACAAAUCCAUAAUCGAGAAACCGGACUACGUUAUGGAGCCGAAGAUGCUCGUCGGCACCGUCGAAGGUGAUUUUGGUUGCAUAACGUGGACUGGCUACGAAUUCGCCACCGACGUGAGCGUGAAUCGCGAAACGGCGCGAUGGCUUUGGAUGAAGAGGAUGCACGACGGACCUGUGACGUAUUCGGUCAGAUCCAAUUAUUACCAUCAAGUAGUGGUCACAGUGGGCGGCAAGAUCUUCGCCGUGUGGCGAGAUGAUUUCGGCGAACCGCUCGUUUGGAAGAAGUCCAAUGUCGGAUAUACGGCGUGUUCGUGGGGUAUUUUCCGUCCAACCGUUUUGAUCUUAGGACGAAUGGACGGCACCGCAGAAAUUUGGGAUCUCGGAGUCAAAAGCUACGAGCCGAAUUUCACGCAAAGCGUGUCCGGACAGAUAAUUACAGGCAUUUAUACGCACAAGUUGCCGCUGGAGCCGCAAUGUGUCGGAUUUUGUGACUUCACUGGCUCUCUAAGAAUGUUCAUAGCGCCAGGUACCUUGCUGACAUAUGACAUGAGCGACGUUGAGUGGAUGAAAAAGUUCGUCGAUCGACAGGUUAAAAGACGUCGGAAACCCUGGCAAUUCCUCGAGGAAGCCAAGGAACGAUGGAUGUCAAUGGAAGUAAAGCGCAUGCAACGACUGAUUCUGGAGAAAAAAGGACUGAGAAAAGACAUUCUUGAGAGACAACGCGCGCCCGUUCUCAGAUUGCGACAGGAGGCGAGGACAAAGAAGCGCAAGAUACGCGAGAUCCUGAACCUGCAGGACAGAAUCUUUGAGGAAACCGUCGUGUUCCUCUUCCCGGAGCAGUAUCAGGAGCAGCGUAGAGAAACUUUGUUGCCCCCUUUGCCAGUCUCUGCGGCCGAUAGACGCUUAACGAUCGACGAGUUCAUUAAGGAGGAAAUCGCUUCUCGAAAAGAAGUACGUCGAGGAAAUCAAUUAAUCUUACGGAAAUCUUUCGCAAAUAAUUAA